UCGUAUUUUAAAGAAUCAAAACAAUCCAGCUCAUCAACAUCGAAAUUUUAGCAUAUUUUUGAUCAAAUUUCCCCAUAAAUCCCUUUAAAAAAUGGUCGAUGAGAGCACACGGAAGACUCUGAGCGGCAUUCCGCUUCUUCAGACAAAAGCAGGCCCGCGUGACAAGGAUUUGUGGGUGAAAAGACUGAAGGAAGAGUAUCAGGCAUUGAUCAAAUACGUUCAAAACAACAAAGAAGCUGAUGCGGAUUGGUUUCGCUUGGAAUCGAACAAAGAAGGCACAAAAUGGUUCGGAAAAUGUUGGUACGUUCAUAAUUUGCUGAAAUACGAAUUUGAUGUUGAAUUUGACAUUCCUGUGACUUAUCCAACUACAGCGCCCGAAAUUGCAAUUCCCGAACUCGAUGGAAAGACAGCGAAAAUGUAUCGCGGCGGAAAAAUUUGCCUUACGGAUCAUUUCAAACCUUUGUGGGCAAGGAACGUGCCAAAAUUCGGGAUUGCACAGGCAAUGGCUCUCGGAUUAGCGCCUUGGUUAGCAGUUGAGAUCCCAGAUUUGAUCGAAAAGGGCGUCAUUUCAUACAAAGAUAAAGCCGACCAAUAAAGAUUUUUGUUGAUUUUUUUGUUAAA
Molecule: messenger RNA, 621 nt
Organism: Culicoides brevitarsis
Lineage: Eukaryota; Metazoa; Arthropoda; Insecta; Diptera; Ceratopogonidae
Gene: Ufc1
Product: ubiquitin-fold modifier-conjugating enzyme 1
Exons: 3
Coding region: 92-595 (167 amino acids)
Biological process (GO): protein K69-linked ufmylation
Cellular component (GO): cytoplasm
Molecular function (GO): UFM1 conjugating enzyme activity
Source: RefSeq, a predicted model, not a curated record